GUGUUGUUUCUAAAGGAGCUGUCACCGCAUUAACUUUGCAGAACGUUGGAGGAGUUUUUUUGGUACUCGGAGUAGGAACUUUUAUGGGUUUAUUGAUGGUUUUUGUCGAGAUAACUUUUAAAUCCUAUAAAAGAUCGAAAAAAGAAGAAACCAAAUUUAAAGAGGAGAUGCGAGAAGAGAUCGAGUUCUUUUUAAAGUUCAAAAAAUCGGUUAAACCGAUUAAAUUCAGUAAUAAUAGCGUUGAAUCUAACGCAGAAACUGUUGAUAACAUGGAUAAUUUUUAUAAUGAAUCACGAUAAUAAAAAAGUUAUAACAAAAAGUACUUAAAAAAAACAUCCUACACUUAUAAUUAAUUUUUUGUUUCGCUUCAGUGUGUUAAUUAACUCGAUUGAAUCAAUCGAAUCAUGUUGUUAUUAUUUUUGUUAUUUCUAAAUUCUUUGCAUGAAAUUAAAUCAUCGAAAUUGCCUAAUUUUAUACAACCAUGUCCGAAUAUGCUUGGGGAAGAAGAUCGUUUAAACGAUUGCCUUCUUUCGCAAACGAAAACCGUUGUUAACACCUUAAAAGAUGGAAGUAAUGAAUUAGAAAUUCCCCCUUUGGACCCGUUGCAAUUGGAUCUUUUACAUUUAUCUUUACACGAUGAUUUCAUUUUUUCUUUACACAAUCUUACAAUUUCCGGUUUAUCCGAUUGUAGUUUUAUGCGGCUUAAGAUUAAUAACACCGAAAAUAAUUUGCAAAUGUCGAUUCAUUUUAAAAAGAUUACAAUCGUGGGGUAUUAUAAGUUAUUAGGAUUUCUUUUUGUAGCGCAAGUUAAUAGUUCUGGUUAUACAUCGAUGGUUUUUGGUGAGAAAAAUCGAUUUUAUUUCUUAAUCUUUAAUUUUUGUGUUUUAGAUGAUGUUAUUUUAAAUGUAAAAAUGCCAAUGAGUACGAUCCAAAGGGAUUCAAUUCCGUAUUUGUUGUUACCAAGAGCUUUCGAUGCAGGAAUCACAUUUUCGGGGGUUUCCGUUGAGUUUGAAAACUUAUUCCCGUCGGAACCUGUUUUAGGAACGAUUGUUAAUAAGUUUAUUAACGAUAAUUUCGAUGAUUUAUUCCAAGUAAUGCGACCGGGCGUUUUGGACGUUCUUAAACACAACCUACACAAAUUAUUCUUUAAAUUGUUAGCUUUUGUCCCUGUAGAUGAGAUAUUUAAGAUGAAAUAAAAAUUGUUUAAAGAUUA
Messenger RNA from Onthophagus taurus, 1213 nucleotides. Lineage: Eukaryota; Metazoa; Arthropoda; Insecta; Coleoptera; Scarabaeidae. The record is from RefSeq and is a predicted model, not a curated record.